AUGAAUGAUCUGUAUGAGGUUCAAGGGGAAAUCCCAGAUAAACGCAAUAAAAGCCCCAAGUUUGUCUUUCGGGAAUGUUCAGCAUGUGAAGAGCUACCCCUCCCACAAAAGGAGAGACGUCAUCACUCUUCAAAACAAUGUGCAAGGGCAAAGCUUCGCAGUCAAACUGUCCUGCUACGUCCCCUCACUGCUCAGAGGACCUGGGAACCUUCGGACAUGUCUUCUGAAUUCCCUGCAGUAACGCUGGCCGUGGGGAUGGACACCCUCCCAACCUCGCAGCCCAACAGCUCUACCUGCGACUUGUACGCACACAAAGACACAGCCAGGAUACUGCUGUCCGUGUUCUACAGCUUCAUCUUAAUCUUCGGAGUGCUGGGAAAUGCCAUCGCCCUCACGGUCAUCUUCAAAAACAGGAAGAAGAUCAACUCCACCACCCUCUAUUCGACAAACCUGGUCUUCUCCGACCUCUUGUUUUGCAUGGCCCUGCCCACGAGGAUAACCUACUACGCCCUGGGUUUCCACUGGCCCUUUGGCGAAGCGCUGUGCCGAGUAACCGCUCUCUUCUUUUAUAUCAACACCUACGCGGGCGUCAACUUCAUGACGUGCCUGAGCAUCGACAGGUUUUUUGCUGUUGUCCACCCUUUCCGAUACAAGAUCCGAAGGAUUAAAUACGCCAAGGGYAUUUGUGUAUUCAUCUGGUUUCUUGUAUUCAGCCAAACUUUUCCGUUGCUUAUACAACCCAUGUCGCACAAAGAAGAGGAAAGGACUACAUGUAUGGAGUACCCCAACUUUGAAAAAAUCUCACAUUUACCUUUUAUACUUCUUGCCGCAUGUUUAAUAGGGUACCUUAUUCCCCUUGGGAUUAUUCUCUUUUGUUACUCUCAAAUUAGCUGCAAACUUUUUCAGACUGCCAAGGAAAAUCCACUGACUGAAAAAUCAGGGAUAAACAAAAAAGCCAUCAAUACAAUUAUAUUUGUGAUUAUAGUGUUCAUCAUCUGCUUUACCCCUUAUCACGUCGCAAUCAUCCAACACAUGAUCAAAAAGCUUCAGAACGAACCCUUCUGCAGCGAAAAGCAAAUUUUCCAGAAGUCACUCCAUUACACCGUGUUUCUGAUGAAUUUUAACUGCUGCCUAGAUCCUUUUAUCUAUUUCUUCGCCUGCAAAGGAUACAAGAGAACUGUAAUGAAAAUACUGCGGCGACAAGUGAGCGUAUCCAUUUCUAGCGCUGCCAGGUCCCAUCACGAAGAAAGCUCUCGUGACGUGGGAGAAACGCAGAUGAUGGUACUUGCCAAAUCUUCCAAUGGGAAGCUACCUGAGAAGCCCAGCCUGUAGGGUGCACUGCAGUGAAGCAAGCUUAGAAACCCCGGGGCCACAGUACAGACUCUUUGCGYUCCCUGUAUGGCAACGUCGGGAGGACUCUGUUUCUCAGAGUGCCAGGAAACCAUGGAAUGAUGUUGGACUGAAAAAGCAGCAUCACACGACAAGAGGAAAACUCAACAUUGGAUUUUUCCUAGCUGUCUCAUUUUGACUGAUUUCGUCAUUUUUUCCAAAUCUGUGCCACUGUGAAUGCUCAAAUGCCAUAUGAACAGACACGGGAGUGGGUGUUACUAAGUCAAAGACCUGACUCACGUUCUAACGGAUGUCCAACAAAGGAAGAAACUAGGAAGGGCUUACAAUUUACCCAGACUAAAACCAGCACAUUUGGAAAGGGCAAGACCUCCCUCAAACUCCAGUUAAAGCAGCUGACAACUACAGCAAUGGGUUUGCCUGGUUAACACACAGGCCAAGUAACCAAACUCUGAAAUAAAGAGGGACAAUUUUGGUGCACAAUUUGACUAUGGCAAGUGUGUAGUGUACAGUCCUUUGGAGGUUCAAAGGUGAAACUAUCUUUUUAUAGUAUUUGGAGCAUGAAUGUCUUGCUGGAAAAUUAACACACACCAUGUGGUCAAAUAUAACAGAUGAAAAGCUAAUGAACUGUGUGUUUCUCUUGUACACGGAGUAUCUCCCAUAUGUUAAGCCACUCAUCUUUGCAAGGUGCAUUUUCUCUUCAUUCCUUUUUGCAAAAGAGGACUUCUUUUUCCAGUGUGUAUUGUAAAGAGCCUCUACUCCAAGUUGUAUAUAAAUUAUUUAUACCAAGUAAGUUGAAGCAAAAACGCUCAAUAUGAAAGCUGCACCAUUUCGGUAGAAAGAACAGUGAG
Nothoprocta perdicaria is the source of this 2198-nucleotide messenger RNA. RefSeq names its product G protein-coupled receptor 183 (gene GPR183). The transcript is spliced from 4 exons. Lineage: Eukaryota; Metazoa; Chordata; Aves; Tinamiformes; Tinamidae. Bases 1 to 1332 code for a protein of 443 amino acids. Gene Ontology annotation, cellular component: membrane. The record is from RefSeq and is a predicted model, not a curated record. Gene Ontology annotation, molecular function: oxysterol binding; G protein-coupled receptor activity. Gene Ontology annotation, biological process: G protein-coupled receptor signaling pathway.